AUGACGUCUGAUGCUGUUCUGGCCCCCGAGGCUGGGGCAAUCCAGCCUACCAACAAGAUCGACGAGAAACUAUUGAACAUCUUGGUGAACGAUCCGGCAACAGCGGCGGUUCUGGGUAGGCAGCUGACCAUGAGUCCUCAGGACGAUGAGGCUCAGGAGGCUGCUCCUGCCGCUUGUGGUGACAUUUUCUCUAGCUUUUCACGUCGGUACACCACUGUAGAAGAGGUUGACGAUGCCAUCUGCAAGAACCGUAGCCGAUUUAUGACGGCCUUCGCAGUUGGUACCCUCACUGAGGUGUUCUUAUUCUCCAUGACAAUUUCCCCAUUCCACACGGCUGGGGUUGCGCGUGCCGUUGCCCAAACACUGACAAACGUCAGUAGCCUCUGGAAAUUUACCAUCGUCCUUCGUGUGGUAUACGUCGCUAUCCUCUUUGCCUCGUCUUCAAGGGCAUAUUUUGCAAAGUCGGCAAGAAGCGAUGAUUGGCGCUCUGUAUACAAGAUCGCCCUUGCUGGAAUGAUGCUGGAGAUGGUUUUCACCCUCCUUGUCAAGAGGCUCAAUAUAAUAGCCUUCAUAACCAGGGGGUUAAUUGCUUUCUAUGCGACGACCCUGGCUAGCAUCGUCGCAGCAACCAGCAGUGAAUACAUGCCUGUUGCUUCGCUCACAACCGCGGUGUAA
Molecule: messenger RNA, 675 nt
Organism: Cyclospora cayetanensis
Lineage: Eukaryota; Apicomplexa; Conoidasida; Eucoccidiorida; Eimeriidae
Exons: 6
Coding region: 1-675 (224 amino acids)
Source: RefSeq, a predicted model, not a curated record